AUGGAACUUUCCACACGAGAAAUUUGCCUCAACUUCAUGGUUGUCCUGGUUACUGUAAUCCUCAUGUGGCUCCUUGUGAAGUCCUAUCAGGAUUGA
Messenger RNA from Agelaius phoeniceus (red-winged blackbird), 96 nucleotides. The record is from RefSeq and is a predicted model, not a curated record. NCBI's taxonomy places the organism in Eukaryota, Metazoa, Chordata, Aves, Passeriformes, Icteridae.